GAGGGUGCAGUUUCCUGUAUCAGUUUGACAGAUGUGAGCAAAAACCGCAGCUUAUAGUUACUGAAGCGACUGAACAAUGGGGUGCGUGAUGGAGAUGUUACUGUGGGUUGGGAUUGUACUGGAUUCGGGUUUGUGCUCAGUUUUACUGCCAGAAAUCAACGACAGGACAUUCAUCGAUGAGUGUGUGAGGAAACACAACAUGGCACGGACAUCUGUCGAUCCACCUGCAAGCGACAUGCUGUACAUGACAUGGGAUGAGGGCUUGGCUAUUACUGCAAGAGCAUGGGCAAGACACUGCACGUUUAAGCACAACAUCUACCUCAAAGACGUCCGCCGUGUGCAUCCUACUUUCUCUUCCGUCGGAGAAAACAUAUGGACAGGGUACCCGCCAUCAUCUUUUAACGUAUCAAGGGCCAUACGAGGUUGGGUGAAUGAAACACAAUACUACGACUAUGAAAAAAACAGCUGCACAAACGUUUGUGGCCACUACACACAGGUUGUGUGGGCAAGUAGCUACAAGGUUGGUUGCGCUGUCCAGCUGUGUUCAAAGGGUGUCACACAUUUUACUGAUCGUGAGGGUGCCAUCUUUGUAUGCAACUAUGCCACAGCUGGUAAUAUCAAUAGAAGAAGGCCUUAUCAGUCUCAAGGGGUAGCUUGCUCUGGAUGUAAAGGCACAUGUGAGAACAGUCUCUGCAGUGAUGAAAAACGAGAUUCACAGCAAAAGUACAACUGGGCCCCAGAUUGGGAUCCUGCCUUAACUACAAGUGGCUCAGACUAUGCAACUGUUCUUAUCACUCGACCCAUUGCCCUCAUCUUCACCUUCACUGCAGCAUAUAUAGUGCGCUACUUUUAUCCUAACAUCUUCUGCUAUGAGUAGAAAUGUUUUGACCAUCUCAGCUCAAACAUGGAUUUAUUUAAGACCAUUAAUUUUAUCCAGUAAGCUGGAGGUCUUACAUACAGCAACGAGCAAGCGGCAGAUUAUAUUAUGUAUGUAUGUAAUAGUUUUGUUAGCAUCAUUUCCCACUUUGUUUGCAGAUAUAGCAACACAGCUAAUCAACUGUUUAUGCUUGCAGCUACAACGUUGCAAUUCGUACUAUUUUAUCUUUUUGGGUUUUUAUUCUGUAUUUAUCUUGUUUUGAACAGUGACCUUGAUAAAGGCACCUAGAAAUAAAAUGUAUAAUUAUCA
Molecule: messenger RNA, 1186 nt
Organism: Melanotaenia boesemani (Boeseman's rainbowfish)
Lineage: Eukaryota; Metazoa; Chordata; Actinopteri; Atheriniformes; Melanotaeniidae
Gene: glipr1a
Product: GLI pathogenesis-related 1a
Exons: 6
Coding region: 77-877 (266 amino acids)
Cellular component (GO): extracellular region
Source: RefSeq, a predicted model, not a curated record